GGGUCGUUGAGCCGCGGACAGCUCAGCUGUCUUUACGGUGACACUGGAGGCUGUAAAAUAAACCAAAACAAAGUAAAUGCAGAGGAUUUCAUGGACUGACACGCUUCUGCCUGAAAUAAUGACUUUUAACGGACUCUAACAGGUUCCAGAGAGAACAGUGGUCUCCAGAAUCUCACAUGAAGAAGUCUGGACCAAUCAGGACUCUUCUAGAGCUGGUCACCAUCAGGGGAGAAGGACCUUAGUGAGAGAGGAGACCAAGAACCUGAUGGUCCCUCUGACUGAGCUCCGGAGAUCCUGGAGGAGAUGGGACAAGGUUCUAGAAGGAGAACCAUCACUGCAGCCUCCACUGAUCUGGAGGAGAGGAGAGAUGAAGACUCUCCUCAGUGAGAACCUCAUUAAACCCUGCUUUCAUGUGGGUUUUUUUGGAUUCAGAGAUGACACAUCAGAGCGGACGUCUUCAUCCUCACUGACGAAGAGGACGAGCUGCCAGAGGUCAGGAUGGAGCGAGCUCACAGCCUCCUGCUGAACGAGGAAGCGUGCAACCAGCUGGGUGAACAUCAGAGGGCGGAGUUUAUCUUUGAAUGGCUGAACUACCUGAAGAAGCUCCUCCCAGCCACUGACAGGGCCGACAUUAAACACAACCAGCGGCGUCUCAUCGACCAGCUGUCGGGCAUUCUGACUGGCUCCCCCGGCCCACCCACCCGAUGGCUGCUGGCACACUGCUUGGCCCUGCUCUACCGCCUGGGAGACCCCGUUCCUGCCAGCCUAAUGGUGGAUAGGUGCAAUGACAUCAUCCGCAGCAAAGACGACUCUCCGUCGGGACUCCCGACGCGGCUGGCGGCUGUGGCGUGUCUCGGUGCCCUGUUCGAGCAGCUUGGUCGGAUGCUCGUCGGCUGCUUCAAAGACACCCUGGCCAACCUGCUGAAGGCGAUGAAGAGCGCCGAGUCUCAGGGUCGGUAUGAGAUCAUGCUGAGUUUGGAGAAGAUCCUGCGAGGUUUGGGUGUGAGCGCCGUGUCGUGUCACCGUGACGUCUACAAGGCAGCGAGAGGUUGUCUGACAGACCGAUCCAUGGCUGUACGCUGCGCCGCCGCCAAGUGUCUGCUGGAGCUGCAGCGAGAGGCCGUGUUCCUGUGGAGCAGCGAGCUGGAGAACGUGGCCACUCUCUGCUUCAGAGCGUUUGAAGGUUCCAACUACAACGUGAGAGUUUCUGUCUCCAAACUCCUGGGAACUCUGCUGGCUGCUGCUGUGGAGCCCAGACAGAGCGCAGCAGCCCCCAGGCCAGGUGGGCGGAAUCGGAGCUCCCUGGAGGAGGUGAUGGAUUUGUUGUCGGGCGGAUUCCUGAGGGGCGGGGCGGGUUUCCUCCGAGCAAGCGGGGACAUGCUGAAGGGGACGAGCUCGGUGAGCAGGGACGUCCGCAUUGGAGUCACACAGGCCUGCGUCGUCUUCGUCUCCACCCUGGGCGGCUCCUGGUUGGAGGCCAACUUCCCGGCGUUCCUGUCUCUGCUGAUGGAGCUGGCGUCUCACGGCAGGGCGACACAGACGCCUUCUGACGCCGUGGUGACCCGCCGCUGCGUCUCCUUCAUCCUCAGAAGCACCCUGGGGUCUCUGCUGGGGGAGAAGGCUCAAACCAACGCCGCCAAACAGCUCUGCCUUGCUGUGGCGGCACAAAAGAAAGCCAUCGAUGCAGCUCUGAGCGACGGGAAUGUGGAGACCAGAGUUUCGUCUGCAGACGUCUCAGCCAGCCAGCACGUGCUGGUCUGCUGCCUGCUGGAACUGGGAGGACUCAUACAGGGACUGGGAUCCACCGCAGCCCCCCUCAUCACUGACAGCAGCACAGCCCUCCUGGACACAGUGAUCUCCGUCCUCCUCCACCCCGCCGCCUCCGCCUCCCUGGCUGCCGCCUGGUGCCUCCGCUGCAUGGCGGUGGCAAUGCCUUCCCAGGGUUCCUUGCUGCUGGAUCGCUGUGUGGAGCGGCUGGUGUCGCUGAAGUCUUCCCCUGAGGCUGUGGCCGGGUACGGUGCUGCUGUCGCCGCUCUUGUGGCCGCAGGGCAGCACUGUCCACUGGGCAUACCUCACACCAAAGGCAUGGCGGUCCUGGAUCUGGCUGAAGACCUGCUGCGUUCAGCCUCUCAGAACAGUAGGAUCUCUCUGCAGAGGACUCAGGCUGGAUGGCUGCUCGUCUCCUCUCUCAUAACACUUGGUCCAGCUGUGGUGGAGCACCACCUCCCCCGCCUCCUCCUCCUGUGGCGUUGUGUGUUCCCUGCCUCCCUCAGAGAGCAGGAGAUGGAGCUGCGGCGAGGGGACUACUUUACGUGGCAGGUUACACUGGAGGGACGAGCUGGGGCGCUCAGUGCGAUGAAGAACCUGCUGCUGCACUGCAGAGAGCUGGUCACUGAUGACGUCAUCAGCCGUCUGCUCACACCAUUGGCCUGCGCCGUCGCCCUGUUAACCAAGUUGCCCGCCCUCUUCAGGUCUUAUGGCAGCUCGGUCCGCAGCAUGUCGGUGGUCUACAGACUGAGAGUCUACGAGCUGCUCUCUCUGCUGCCCCCUCACACCUACCAAGAGAGUUUCGGUCUGGUGAUGAACCAGCUGGUGACUGAUCUGUCGGGUCAGGAGAACCUGAACCAGGCGUGCUCAGAGCUCACCCUGCUGCCUCCUCUCUGUCACCAUGACGACCUGCCUCUGGUCGGCCCUGCCCUCCACGACACAGACCACAGAUACAUCGAGGAACAGCUCCACGGCAGCAGCGUGGGAGGAGGAUCUCUGGACAACAACGCCUUCAGUCUGUGUGAGCGGAGCGAGGAAGUACCGGCUCCUUCUCCUCCUCCUGUUGCUCUGACCGCCGCCACUGUCCGCCUCUUUGGAGCUCUCUUCCCCCACAUCAUCCCCCCUCAGAGGGUGAAGAUUUUGGAGCAGUUUGUAGAAACGGUGAACCAGCUGAAGGGUCAACGCCAGCAGACCAUUCAGACACACGUCUGUGCUGCCCUCUGCAGUCUGCUCAAGCACCAGGGAGGCGUUCGAGGCUCUCUCGGCCCGGAGGAGAUCCGUGCUCCAGCGCUGUCUCUCCUGACGGGGGCGCUGGAGAGUGUCAGUCCUCUGCUGCGCUGCCUGGCUGCUGAAGGUUUGGCCCGUCUGGUCCAGGUGGUCGGAGACCCCGGGUUCACCGUCUCUGUCUCUCUGCUCUGCUUUGACAGACUAAAGACGGCUCGGGAUGCAGCCUCUCGCAGUGGCUAUGCUCUGGCUCUGGGGGCGCUGUACCGCUACACCGGAGGAAUCAGCUCCCCUCAACACCUGUCCACCUGCCUGGGCGUGCUGUUCACCCUGAGCCAGGACAGCACCUCACCUGAGGUCCAGACCUGGUCCCUCCACAGCCUCUCUCUGGUGAUCGACCUCUCUGGCGGUCUCUAUCGUGCCCAUGCCGAGCCGUCCUUCACCCUGGUUCUCCGCCUACUGCUGUCAGCUCCGCCCACUCACCCGGAGGUGCACCACAGCCUGGGACGCUGCCUCCACGCCCUCAUCACCUGCCUGGGCCCCGACCUGCAAGGUGAGGGUGCAGCAGUCUGUAGUCUGCGCUCCAGCUGUCUGGUGGGCUGCGGCGUGAUGCAGGACGGUCCAGACUGCCUGGUUCAGGCCAGAUCCAUCUCCUGUCUGCAGCAGCUUCACAUGUUCUCUCCUCCUCACGUCAACCUAGCCAACCUCGUCCCUGCACUGUGUGAGAUCUUGUUGGACUAUUCCACGUUGGCCCACCUGUGCAGCUCGUUCCUGUGUCUGCGGCGGGCCGUGGUGGCGUGUCUCCGUCAGCUGGUGCAGCGUGAAGCUGUGGAGGUUUCUGAGCACGCCGUGACGCUGGUCAAAGAGCUGCCCAGACGAGAAAACACUCAGCUCGAUGUGACCAUAAAGGAGGUGGGUCUGGAGGGCGCUCUGUUCACUCUGCUGGACCGAGAGUCAGAUCCGGGUCUGAGGAGGGACAUCCAGGAGACGCUGGUCCACAUGAUGACGUCCAGCGCCACCAGUGGGAAACUGGGACACUGGCUGAAGCUCUGCAAGGACGUCCUGUCAGCAACCACCGACUGUUUGUCUCCGGUCGAGGCCAGUCAGGAGGACGAGGAGGCGGACGCCAGCAGAGACGACGACUCCUCCACGUUCAAAGCUCGUUCUGAGUCCAGCGGCCCGUUCACAGCGCUGCGCUGGGCCACGCGCCGCUUUGCCAUGGAGUGUGUGUGUCGCAUCAUCGCUCAGUGUGAGAGCGCUGACCCCGCCCACUUCGACAUGGUUCUGGCUCAGGAGAGACGCCUGAAUGAGUCCACAGACUUCCUCGUCCUCCAUCUUGGUGACCUGGUCCGCAUGGCGUUCAUGGCAGCAACGGAUCACAGCGACCAGCUGAGACUGGCGGGGCUCCAGACGCUGCUGGUCAUCAUCAGACGCUUCUCUGCCAUCCCUGAGCCAGAGUUCCCUGGUCAUGUGAUCCUGGAGCAGUACCAGGCCAACGUUGGAGCUGCUCUCAGACCGGCAUUCUCUGCUGAUGCUCCUCCUGAUGUCACGGCUAAGGCCUGCCAGGUGUGUAGUGCCUGGAUCGCCAGCGGCGUUGUGAGUGACCUCCGUGACUUGCGGCGGGUCCACCAGCUCCUUGCGUCCUCAUUGGCUAAAGUCCAGGCAGGUAGAGAAACCUGUAGUCAGCUGUACAACGAGGCCACAGCUACCAUGGAAACGCUGGCUGUGCUGAAAGCGUGGGCUGAGGUUUACGUUGUUGCUGUGGAGACGAGCAGACAGAAGGAGCCUCCUGCUAAAACCGCUGAUCUGCCGUUUUACUCUUCAGCCAAUGACAGCUCUGAGUCAGGAGGGGCGGGCCUUCUGAAGUUGGUCCAAUCAGAUCUGUCGACGCUGAGCCGUCUGUGGCUGGCGGCGCUGCAGGACUACGCUCUACUGACCCUCCCACAGGAGUACGCAUCACAACUACCUGCAACAGGAGGUUCUUUCUACACAGCAGAGACAUUAAAGCAGGCCAGAGUUCACUACACCUCCUCCUGGGCCCCCAUCCUCCACGCCACCUCCCUCUGGCUCCAAAGCACCGGUUUCAUACUCCCCGACGACUCACCUGCUAACCUGUCCAGACCGGCAACGCCCACCUCUAUGGGAUACACCAGCUCAGUGGGCGGGGCUAAGAGUCCAGAGGAUGUCAACUCAGACCGACUUCAUCUCAUACUGGGGAUCAGCGUGGAGUUCCUCUGUUCUCCACACUCUGAGGACCAGAUGGAGAACAUCACUUCCUGUCUGCGGGCCCUGCAGGUGCUGCUCGAUGUCUCUUGGCCUCGAGCCAAGAUCGGAAAUGACCAGGCUCUGAGCGUGGAGCUGCUGAGCGUCCUCCACAGGCUGAUGGUCACCAGAGAGUCGGUCUGCGUUCAGCUCGCCGUGCUGGAUUUACUGAGACAGAUCGUGACGGCGGCUCAGGAGCACGUCAGAGAGAAACGCCACAGCGCCGAGGUGGAUGACGGUGCAGCAGAGAAGGAGACGCUGCCAGAGUUCGGAGAGGGUCGGGACACCGGCGGUUUGAUCCCGGGACGUUCCCUGGUGUUUGGAGCGUUGGAGCUGUGCCUCUGUGUUCUGGUCCGGAAACUUCCACAGCUCAGCCCCAAACUGGCCGGAACCAGCCCGACCGGUCCUGGAGGUUCAGUCUGGAGUUUGACAGACAGCGACUGUCGGCUGGUGGCGUCCGCUCUGUGUGUCCUCUCUGAGCUGCCAUCAGUCUGCUCUCCAGAGGGCAGCGUGUCCAUCCUCCCCACUGUCCUCUACCUGCUGCUGGGCGUCCUCAGAGAGCUGGUCCACCAGCCUGGCACUAAUACAGCAGUCCCUGCGUCAGGCUCAGCGGGUGCGGCUGGUCUGGGCAUGGUGAUCCAGGCGGCGCUUCAGGCCCUGAAGUGUGUGGUGACGUCUCCGAUGAGCCGACAGGAGAAGAGCCGAGGAGCCUGGAAGGUUCUGCUGAGAUCGGCUCUGAACACGCUGCUGGGACUCUGGGACGCCGGAGACUGUGUUGUGGAUCAGGUCAGUCUGCUCACCGCUCUCACCGUCUUCCUGCUCUCUGCCGGUCCUGACGUCUGCACCGCAGAGCCACUGCACACGCUCAGUCUACAGCGCUUCAGUGCCAGCAUGGAGGCCAAAGACCCGCUGGUUGUGAGUCGCUGUUAUCAGCUGCUGACGUCUGUGUUUCAGGCCCCGCCCACCGUGGCUGUCCCAUACAUCCAGGCUCUUGGACCGCCGCUGGUUCGAUUCCUCCAGAGGGUGGAGCGGAGCCGUCCUCAGAGUCAGGAGGAGCUGGUGGGAGUCCUGGAGGCCGUUAGAGCCAUGGAGGCUCUGAUCCAGGCUGCAGACGAGUCCCAACGUCCUCAGCUGGUCGCCAUCAUGCUGCCUCUCCUUAUCUCCUUCCUCCUGGAUGAAAACGCUCUUGGCUCCGCCCCCGCAGCGUCCCGUUCACUGCACGAGGCAGCGCUCAAAGACCUGAUGCGCCUCGGUCCUCAGCACUCCGCUGUCUUCAGGUCUCUCAUCUCGUCGUCUCCUCACCUGAAGUCUCGUCUCGAAGCCGCCGUCAAAGGAAACCAGGAGAGUCUGAACGCUAAAGCCACCAGCGCCAACCCCCGCAGGGCCACCAAGUCGUCCCCUAGCAUCACGCUCAAAACGAACUUCCUGUGAGGCGACGACAGCGGAGGUCAGACAACCCGUUAUCGCCAAGCUGUGUUCACUGUCUGCUGUGACAAACCGACGUACGAAGAAGGUCGACAGCAGACAAAAAUGUUAUGACAUCAAUUCCACUUUGGGCUAAAGUCUGUGGGCUUUCACACUCUUAUGCUGCAUGCUAGUCAAUCACAUAUCACUGUUAUUGAUCACAUUAUUAUCAAUCAAUCAGAGUCACCAUAAAGAAGAAUGCUGGUUUUAUAUCCUGUCUUAACACAUUUCUGCUAUCACUGAUUUAUGCAUCGAUUACUCAUGUCUGGAGGGAAGGACCACACCUGUCUCUGCAGGUACGACUGAACCAACAGCAGCUAAACAGAGAAAUGUAGUCGCAUUUAUUAGAAAUAAUCAAGAAAACAGUCUGAAGUAGAAAAAGGACCACAGGCUCAGUGAGUGAAUGUGAGCGAUGGAAUCAUGAAGAGGAUUUUAUUUUUGUAGUAAAACGAUGAUUUAACAGAUUAUAUACCAACAGAACCUGAAGACUGUGAUUGUUAGGAGGUACAGUUUAGUCAUUAGCACUUUAGUUCAUUAACACUACAUCUUCACUCGUGAGCUAUCGGCGUGAAUGUGAAGGACUUUUAUUGUCUUAAUAUGAAUGUUUAAAGGAUUCAUGACUUCAAAAUAAAACGCUAAAGAUUUACCUGCAGUACUCAAACUAACCUCAGUGUACAGGGAUGAAUGAUGUUUUCUAACCGCCAGGACUGAAUAAAAACUCUUUUCUUCACA
This is a messenger RNA of Cheilinus undulatus (humphead wrasse), 7449 nucleotides long. RefSeq names its product HEAT repeat containing 5a (gene heatr5a). The record is from RefSeq and is a predicted model, not a curated record. The transcript has 43 exons. Gene Ontology annotation, cellular component: membrane; Golgi apparatus; endocytic vesicle. Gene Ontology annotation, biological process: intracellular protein localization; endocytosis; retrograde transport, endosome to Golgi. Bases 499 to 6684 code for a protein of 2061 amino acids. NCBI's taxonomy places the organism in Eukaryota, Metazoa, Chordata, Actinopteri, Labriformes, Labridae.